AUGUCUGAUUGCAUUGACCGCCGUGCAAUAAAUUUUGUCCAGGGUCGACUUCUGCCACGUCCAGGUGGCCUUACAUUCGACGUCUACAAGGUCCAGUCCACUAUUUCCGGCGAAUUUGUUCCAUCGAUGAAGGCGUUCAUUAAAUGCAGAAAUCUCACAAUCCCACCAGAGAAUAGUUACGUGACCUCAGCCGAGUUGCUCAUCCCAGCACCUGUCUUCGACAUUUCACAGAAGACUAUGAUGCCCAACAAACGCCCUGGAAUGGGAAAGAGAGCCAGAGAUGACGACGACGUAGGGAGCCAAUAUCCCAAGCGCAAAAUGACUGAUAUUUAG
Coprinopsis cinerea okayama7#130 is the source of this 333-nucleotide messenger RNA. RefSeq lists its product as hypothetical. The transcript has a single exon. Bases 1 to 333 code for a protein of 110 amino acids. The record is from RefSeq and is a predicted model, not a curated record. Lineage: Eukaryota; Fungi; Basidiomycota; Agaricomycetes; Agaricales; Psathyrellaceae.